Messenger RNA from Monopterus albus (swamp eel), 2081 nucleotides. RefSeq names its product ribosomal RNA processing 36 (gene rrp36). Lineage: Eukaryota; Metazoa; Chordata; Actinopteri; Synbranchiformes; Synbranchidae. The transcript has 8 exons. Bases 192 to 1130 code for a protein of 312 amino acids. Gene Ontology annotation, biological process: maturation of SSU-rRNA from tricistronic rRNA transcript (SSU-rRNA, 5.8S rRNA, LSU-rRNA). Gene Ontology annotation, cellular component: 90S preribosome; nucleolus. The record is from RefSeq and is a predicted model, not a curated record.
UCCGGCGUGUUCUUCUGUUAGACAAUCUUGUUAGAACCGUGUCAGUGGUUGGACAGCCGGUCGGACCCCUGUCCCAGAGGUGGCUGCCACUACCAGCCAGCUGGACCAGCCACUGCUCAGCCUGAGCAAACAUAACGCAGACGCUGAGUCUCACGUAUCUGCUCUGUGCCUGCUGAACCUCAACCACACAGAUGAAGGCGAAGGAGAAGCAGCGACGGCAGCUGGCGGUCUCGAAGAUGAGGACAGCGGUCAGCAGCGACGAAGACUCCGACGUGGAGAAGAACUACUCUCUGCUCACUGAGAGAGGAAGAGGAAGAGGAGGAGGGAGUGAGGAGGGAGAGGAAUAUCACAGAGGAGAGGAAGAGUCUGGAGAUGAAGAGGAAGAGUUGCAGGAGGAUGGUGACAGUGAAGCCUCUGAGGAGGAGGAGGAUGUUGGUGGCAGCAGCGAGAUCCAGACAAGAGAGGACAUUAAAAAAGAGCUCUCCACCAUGUCCUUCGAGGACAUCAUGAAGCUGCAGAACAAAGUAGGAACCAAAGUUUACAACGAGGUCGCUUACAGCAGCAACAGGAAGCCAGAGCGCAGCAAGAAGAAACGACUGAACAAGAACAGGCCUGUGGAGAUUUCGGCCAAGAAACCGGCUCCAUUCCUCCGGCAGGUCGUCCCCGCCAAGAAACUGGCGCUACGAGAUCCGCGGUUCGACGACCUAUCUGGAGAGUACAAACCUGAGAUCUUUGAGAAGACGUAUAAAUUCAUCAGCGACAUCAAACACAGGGAGAAAGAGAUCAUUGCAAAGAAGUUGAAGAGGAUGAAGAGGAACAACCAGAGGAAGGAGAAACUGCAGUUUCUUCUGAAGCGGAUGGAGAACCAGGAGCAAGCGAGCAAAAGCCGAGAGCAGCAGAGGGCGAGAGAGCUGCAGUUCAAGAGGCAGCAGAGAGAGCGAGCCAAUCAGGGCGCACGGCCGUUCUUCCUCAAGGAAUCCGAGAAGAAGAAGCUGCAGCUGGCUGAGAAAUACCAGGAGCUGAAGAAGAGCGGCAAGCUGGAGAACUUCCUGAGCAAGAAGAGGAAGAGGAACGCGGUGAAGGACCGCAGGAAGCUGCCGACGCAGCCGCAGAGCAAGGAGGCCGCAUGAGACGUUCAGGACCUGACUGGCCCGAAUAAGAGCCUGUCGGGAGACGGAGGGAGCCUGUUGGGUCUUUAAUGCAUCGGUGCAGCUGAAUGUCUGAGCUCCAGCUUCUCUUUGACUUGUUCAGUUGACGUUUUCUUAGUUUGACACAGUCAUUUGACACAAUUGUUUCGACUCAACGGCUCUAAAUGUGGAGGGAGGCUGAAAGAUCAGGAAAGAGCUUGUAGGUAGGCCCCGAGUUAUUCUGUCAAACUGCUUUAAUAAAGUUAGGAAUGAACUUCUACUGUCAAAAUAAAAGCUGCCUGGAGGAAAAUGAAGGUUCAUCAUAAAGUUUAACUAUAAAGCUAUAAAGGUUGUUUUCCAACCUGUCUGAGUUCUGGGGGUUUCUGUGCCCUUUCGAGGCGGGUUACCACCGACACAUCUCCAAACUAAGAACUGUUUCAAACGGCGUCGUCGCACUGUGCCGAUGCUGAUGUCAGUGGAAACCUCUGCUCUGGAGACUUGUGUGUUUACAAGCAGCACACGUACAAUGUGUGGCUGAUGGCAGUGUCCGUUCUUCACACGCCCUAGUGAUGCUCCAUCAGCCCACAGAUGAGAAGUAGCAGACAGGGUAAAGCGGAGGAGUGAACAGCAGGGGGCGCUACGGGACACCACAACCCACUUCCCCCACUGCUCACUACACACAGUCCAUAAUGAGGCGUCGUCCACUUCCUGUCUCCAUCUGAGUUUGUCCUGAAAUGAACCAAGUCCAUUAUUGUUCUGAACCAAAACACCACAUUCUCUGGUUGUAGCUUCUUAAAUGAGCGAAUUUUGUUCGAUAUAAUUGCAAACAGAAUAUUUUGGAGUUUUAAACUGAAGAUGACAUGUUCAACUCUUUGUAAAAUAAAACAGUGUUUUUAUAUCGUGUCCGUCAUGUUGGUACAUGUCAACAUGGGCUCCAAGUAAAUAAAGGGAAAA